GUUGCGAGGGUAGCGGCGUCUGUUGGUUGUCAAGAUGGCGGCGGCGGCGGAGUCGGCCGGGCCUCUGCUGCUGCCGCUGCCUGGCGAGGUCGCCGCCGCCGCUGCUGCUGCAGCUGCUGCCAUAGCCACCGCCACCGCCGCCGACACCACCAGCAGAACCGCCGCGCGGGAGCCGGGGCUGGCGCGGCCCACCUUGCUGCACUCGUAACUCGAGGCCUCUGGGAUCUAGGGAGCGGGGCAGAGGAGGGGAGGGAGAAGGGGUGGGGGAGGGGCGGGGGGGGGCACCGCGCAGCUGACAUGAGGGAAGCGUCUGGGGGUCAGCAGAGAGUCGUCGAGGCGGCUCUGGGCUGAGAGAUGCUGACGGGCCGGCCUGGGGCCAGAAGCCCAACCCGGGGACCAGGUACUGCUCCUGCCUCCCCGGUCCCCCACUGGAGAAGCAACUUUACCCAAGGGAACAACUUGUAUCAAAAUAUGAAGAUCCAUCUGGAAAAAAAUUUAGAAGAAGAACGUCAAAAGUUACUGCAGGAACAAAGAAUAUGUCGAAGUCGAGCACGUAAAUAUUGUAUAGAAUCAAACAGAAGAAGAAAAGCUUUUGAAGAGAAACGUAAGAAAGAAGAAGAAAAAGAACACCAGAUCAGGGAACAAAUUCUUCAACAAAGAAAACAGAAGCUUGAAGAAGUCACUGAAAAAUUCCAACGUGCUCAUAUCCCUCCUCAGCGCAGGAGAACAGUUUAUCAGAAGCCAAUUCCCGGAUUAGAAGAGGCCCUUGAACAAAUUCAGGGAUUCAACUUGAAACAAGAAUCUAACUUUUACUCUUCCAAUAGACCUACAAUAAACUGGAAAACUAUAGAUUCUGCUGUGGCUUCUGCAGUGACAAGAAUAGAGCCCAUGUAUCAGAAACAUCUCUCAUCCAGGAUCAACUAUGACAAAGAAAUACAGGAAAACAACAAAAUAAGCUGGGCUAUUGGCCAGGAAGACAACUUCCAGCUUAACCUGGAAGAAACUCAGAACCUCUUAGAAGAACUCCAUCUAAGCAACGUGCAGGAUCUUCAAGAAGAAGUUAAUCAACUAACAAAUUCUGAAACUCUGUCAAGUAUAGACAGUCUUGAAGCUGGAGACCAUGAAGAAAUCUAUUCAACACUUAAUAAAGCUCUGUCUUCAGCAACCCAGCAGAACUCUUUAUCUCACAAUUCACAGAGUCCACAGCCAACAAAUCAAGUUUAUUUUGAUGCAGGUGAAUUGCAUCUCUCUAAAACUCAACAUAUAAAUAAUUGGCUAAUAAACUUAAGUGAUCAAAAUACACAGACAGCCUCUCCUUUUCCAGACUUUAUAAAUAAACAUAAUGACCAUUUUAAUAAUCCAAAACUAAGAUCAUUUGCUCUUAACAGGAUUGGCGAAAGAAGUACAGAUGCUUCUGAUAAUACAGUAGCUGCUAUACAGAGCCCAUGUACUUUUGCACAAGACAAAAAGGCUGAAAAGACCUCAGAAACCUUCAGUAUAUGGAAAGUUGACUCUGUAUCUUCUAGAAUGCUUAAAAGAGAGAAACCAUUAGUUGCUGAGAGCCCAACUUUUAGAUUCAGCAAAAUAUGGACUGCUUCAUCUCCCACUACAAGAGAAAUUGUUCAGUCUUCAGAACAUGAGAAAUGUCCUGAAUUAACUCAACUAAACAGAACCACUUCAGUACCUGCUUCAAAUAUACCUAUGGCAACACCUGUAGUACUACCUUCUACUCAAUGGACUAACUAUAAAAGUACCUAUAGUAAUAUACAUUCAGCUAGUUCUUUGCAAAAAAAUAAUAUGUACUUAGAAGAAAUUUGCCCAAUACAGUGUACUGAUGGGCUAGACAGUUUGAAAGAUAUAAAAGGUGAAAAGAUGAAAAACUUAGAGAGUAAUAAUCAGGCAUUGCCUUUUUUAUUUUCAGAUGCACUUAAUGCUUCUUUUAUGUAUAACAACCCUGAUCAAAUGUCAGUGAAAGAUAAAAAUGAGAAAACAGUUGGAACCACACCAUCACUGUCUAAUAAUUCUGACUUAGUUGGACAACCAAAAAAAUCCAAGCAUAAUAAUCAUGAGAGAAAUGGAGUGAAAUUGCUCAAAAGUAUAUUAAAGAAAGAAUCUAAAUAUGAGAAUGAUUAUUUCAAGGCGUUAAUUAUAAAUCGAGGCUUCAACUUGGGAAAUCAAACUGCAGCAGCAAUCAGAGAUAGUGUGGAGUUGACAAAAUUAAAGGGAAGGGACUCAGAAAUUCAAAAGAGCAUUAAAAAACUGAGGUGGUUUGAUGAAAUUGACCAAAUAGAAAAAGAAGAUGGAGAAACUUCAUUGAAAACCAGACUUGCUUCAUCUCAAGCAUCAUCACAGCCAACUGAUAUUCAAACUAAAGUCAGUGCUACUAGCAACAUUAGCGUUCAUGCUUGUGCUAUAAAUUCUUCUAGUUAUGAAAACCAUAAGGGCAUAUUGGGAGUAAUGAAGUAUGAUAACCCCAAGGAUAACUCUCUUAUCACAAAAAAAGCUGCUACACAAAUAUCUGAAACAGAUGAUGUGCCUUUAGACUCCUUUGUACCUUCAGGUAAAAGCUUUGCAAAACAAGCCUGGAUAACCUCAAAAAAAGAGGAAGGUAAAUUCCCUGUUCAAAAUAAUGAUUCUAAAACUCAGAAGACUGUUCAACGGAGUGGGAUAAUAAAGAUAAUUCGAAGAUCAAGGGCUUCCAAAGCCCAAUCAGGUAUUGCUGCUAAAAACAAAAAAGGCACUGUCACUAGACCACAGGCUAAAAAUGAAGCCAACAAGACUGUACCAACUCAGGGCAAAUUAAUUGCACCUCGCCCUCCUCAUAAACCUGUAACAAAUAACAGGAUUAGUAAAACUAUAAAAGAUUCUCAGUGUCAACAAGUGAUGUCUAUAAAAUCCCAAAGCAGUACUAUAAAUAAUAGAAACCUACGCUCAAGGCAUGUUUUUCCAACAGAGAACAUUUUUAGUCCUAUUUGUCAAGAAAGUAACCCUUCACCUUGGAAUACUAAUAGCUCUGAGUUAGUCACUCCAAUGCCAUCAUUACUUUCCUAUCUCACCUCUGAAGACCAAGCAAAGAUAAAUCAUAGUGUGAAAGGUACUCAGAUGAUUGCUCAGCAAGAUGGUUCAUUAAUUUGUGCACAAAGAAGUCCUCUUUAUGAAGAAAAUAGUCAUUCUUUGAAGCCUAUUGAAGAAAAAGUUGGUAUUCAGUGCAAAGGAGAGCAUAGUGCCCUAGGACAAAAUGAGAAGGCUGCUGAUUCUACCAGUGCUAGAAGAAAAAUAAAUCUUGAAAGCAAUGAAAAUAAGCCAAGAAUUCUCUUAGAGCAAAGAAGACAGCUCUCUAAUUCUGUAAGGCAGAAGUGCUUUGAACAGCCACAGAAUAUAAUACAGCCUGUACAAUUAAGUUCAAGUGAGCCAGUACAAAGUCUGAGUGGUAUUUCUCAUGCUGAAGAAGUUUCAGAAAGUACUGCCCAGUUUUUGAUGGCUGAAAAACUAGUGAAAUCAUCAGUUCCUGAGGAUAAAAUUCUAAGUGCCAUGAAACCCAUGCAGCCAUACAAACCAACUUUUCCUUUACAUAAGACAAAACGAUUAAACAUUGGUACACUGUCUUUUGAAGAACAGAAGAUCAUAGAGUCACUUAAUCACCUCAAUCAAAGAUUGCAUUAUGUCCAAGAAGCCAUUUGCAAAAAUCCAUCAAUCAAAAGUAUUUUACAAAUAGCAUCACCUCUGAACAGUCAGCCGUGGACAACCUCCCUGUCUAUAGGCCACAGUAUAACCACCGAAGUUCAAUCCCAAAUACAGAGAAAAUAUUAAUGGAACUUAACAACUACUAAAUGGAACCUUUAUUUUGAAAUUAUCUUGUAAAUAUAUAAUAUAUUCCUGAAUUCUAUAACCAUUUUAAGCACUAUACAAUAAAUUGUAAAAUGAAGGCAAAUUGAUAACACAAGUAAUGAAUAUUAACAGAUUAGUUUACAUUUAUGAUAUCAAUUCUGCUUUAUUAUGCACUUUAUUGUUAAAUGCAUUUUAAAAGAAUGGAAAUACCUCAUUGUUUUUUAAUAAGCAUGCUACUGGAUGUAAAUUUACUUUAAAAAGAAAAAUAUUUUGCUAUUCAGAUUAUGUAUGAGCUAUACUCUUAAAACAUUGUUUUUCUGAAAUUCCUAAUAAAUUCAAUUAAAUUUGU
This is a messenger RNA of Trichosurus vulpecula (common brushtail), 4177 nucleotides long. RefSeq names its product centrosomal protein 126 (gene CEP126). Lineage: Eukaryota; Metazoa; Chordata; Mammalia; Diprotodontia; Phalangeridae. Gene Ontology annotation, biological process: non-motile cilium assembly; mitotic spindle organization; cytoplasmic microtubule organization. The record is from RefSeq and is a predicted model, not a curated record. The coding region runs from base 355 to 3810 and encodes 1151 amino acids. Gene Ontology annotation, cellular component: centrosome; midbody; ciliary base. The transcript is spliced from 11 exons.